GAUGAGUUAAAGAGUGACAAUAUUAAUGAAUGGGAUACUAUUAGUGUUGAAGGUGGAAGUAAUGCUGAAGGUUCAGAAACGGGAAUGUUAAGUGGUAUCACAGAUAAGAAACGACUAAGUAUUUCAGGAAAACAUUUUGGGGAUGGCAGAAUAUUUUCAUUUUCUUCGAAAAGAUUUAGUAGUGGUGGCAGUCCCGGUAUUUUUAGAAUGAGUAGAUUAAAAAGCAAUGACAUAAAAACCGAUUUUCGUGAUAUCAAGUCAUCGCGUAUAAGCAAUAUAAAUUUAGAUAGUAACUCAUCUACAUCACAUAUUGCAAUUGAUAACGAUGAUGAAUUAUCAGAUGAAUUUACAGCACAAACAAUAUCUCCAAUUGCUUACUCAACAACAAAAACGUAUGAGUUAAAUGAUUUGAUGUUAUUUACUCCUACUGCUUCAAGUGAACAUUCUUUGAAUCUACCUUUAUCACAUUACCACCAAACAAAUAAUAAUAACAUGCCAAGUACUUUAUCUCCAAGUCAUCAACGAACGGGGAAUGUAUAUCCAAGCGAAGCAGAAUCUGUAGUUUUUGCUCGUAGUUUUGAUGACUUAUUAUAUCCAGAUGCACAUAACGAUAAAAGUAAUGAUCAUAAUGAUGAUCAAAGCUAA
Messenger RNA from Scutellospora calospora, 645 nucleotides. Lineage: Eukaryota; Fungi; Glomeromycota; Glomeromycetes; Diversisporales; Gigasporaceae. The record is from the annotation of a GenBank genome assembly.